Messenger RNA from Aspergillus calidoustus, 1599 nucleotides. The record is from the annotation of a GenBank genome assembly. NCBI's taxonomy places the organism in Eukaryota, Fungi, Ascomycota, Eurotiomycetes, Eurotiales, Aspergillaceae.
AUGGGUGUGGGGGACUAUGUGCACUCCAAGGAAAAUCGCCCGCCCCAGCCUCGCGCAAAUGAGCCAACGAGUCAAUCAAGACAGGCUCUAGCUGAGCAGGCAAGAAUUGAGAUUCCAUCCACAACUUUGGUUGCGCCUGUGCCCAUAUCAGCCAACCGGCAAGGUCCAGUGGAGCGAUAUGGCUCGCCGUCCAAGGAACCCCUGCACGGCCAGAAUGAGAAACGUGUUCACAGAGAUGCGUUUGACACCGACGUCGAGGGGAUUGAUGAAUCAACCAUUGCCGCCACUAGUGUAAUCGGCAUCGAUGAAAUGCCGUAUCGAUUUUCGCCUGCACCGAAUCUUAAUCCAGCUGUCCAGCCGCUGGACGCCCAGCAACGCCAACCACAGACAUCUCCAUCUCCAUCUCCAUCCCCGUCUGCACCGCGUCAGUUUCGCAAUGCCCGCCGUACUCACGACUCUAAGUGGUACGAGGGUCUGGGCGAUAAGGCACUGAAAUCCGCUGGUUUUGACUUGGACGAUGCGGACAAUGCAAGCCAGCUUACUUCUACGGCUGGCGAUGACGAGCUGUCGAAUGAUACAGAUGAUCAGCGCUACGUACCUAGAUACCGUACUACGGAUGAGCCUCUCAGCAGACGCCUCCAGAGCUUCUGGGCUGCUAGCCGGAAUACAUACCAGUCAACUGAUACUGGUCCCCAAGGAGAACCUUUGAAAAACCCGUCUUAUAUUCCCAUAGCAUCUGCCCCAAAGGCUCUUCCUGCCAGUAGCAGAAAGGUCCUGCUCACACGGAGCAUGACCGCAACCCCUAGGACUAGAUUCAGUCCUCCAAAGCCCUCUCUCCUCGAACAGCUCGACCUAACUCCCACCCGACGCAGUCCCGGCCUUACAAGAAGCCACUCACGAAAGGAGCGAGAACGCGAAAAGGAGAUCAGCAGGGCCAUCGACAACCUCCGGGACACAGACGAUGGCCUAGGCCUCUUCACAACAGAGGACACACUCCGCCCUGAGAGUAUGCAGUCGCUCAACGUCUUUGACAUGACAAACUUCGACGACCUCGAAAACGACUCCUCCAUGAACGACCCCUUCUCGCGGCGCGCAUCCAUGAAGCGCGUCGAAAUAGACACAAGUACUCCACAGCAUACCAAAAAGCGCCAGCUGGAACCCGACUACCCGCCCGAAAUCCUCUGCACAAAGUCCUUCGCCGAACUACAGGCGGAACCCUUCGACAAGACACCUACGCCCACUGCCUCCAAACCCGCACCGGCGAAGGAAGCGGACCCUAAGCUCCCGCCUGAGAAGGGCAAGGAUGAAGACAAAAUCUCGUUCCUCCUGCGUCUCUCCGAAGAAGAGCGGGGGCAGUACUUCUCCAAGCUAUCAAUGAAUGAGUGGGAGGAGUGUGGUGAUGUGCUCGUCGAGCAGUUUAGCAAGAUGAUGACGAACAUGAAGGACCUGCGCCAUGCGCGGAGGAAGACCGCGGCUGUAUUCGAGGCUGAGGUUAGGAGGCGAAAUGAGCUUGUUGAGGAGCAGUCUGCUGAGCUUUCUUCGAAGUUUGAGGAGAUGAGGGCGGGUGGCGCUGAGGUUUUGCGUGGCCGUUCGCCUUGA